AUAUUGAUGGGAUGAAGCUGGGACGGGACAGGACGGGACAAGUCAAAAAUAUCACAGGACAGUCAAAAUGUAUAACACUGCCUGGUGGUAUAUUGUUCAGAGAAGGCUAUAAGCAUUUUGAUUGGUCUUAG
Molecule: messenger RNA, 131 nt
Organism: Racocetra persica
Lineage: Eukaryota; Fungi; Glomeromycota; Glomeromycetes; Diversisporales; Gigasporaceae
Source: the annotation of a GenBank genome assembly